Molecule: messenger RNA, 829 nt
Organism: Orbicella faveolata
Lineage: Eukaryota; Metazoa; Cnidaria; Anthozoa; Scleractinia; Merulinidae
Product: mitochondrial import inner membrane translocase subunit TIM50-like
Source: RefSeq, a predicted model, not a curated record
AUGGCCCUUUUUUUGGUGCGANCUUUUCUGCUGAGGCUUCAUUUUCAUAUUUUUGUCCUACAGAGUGCCUCACCAGUUGUGGAUGGAUUGGAUCCAAAUGGAAUGAUCAUGUACCGACUUUUUAGAGAUGCUACACUUUAUACUGAUGGCACACAUGUAAAGGAUCUAUCUUCAUUAAACCGCGACCUCUCUAAAGUUAUCAUGAUUGACUGUGACGAAAAAGCUCCUAAGGACAACAUACGAAACGCCAUUAUUCUGAAAAAGUGGGAAGGCGACCCCAAUGACAGAACAUUGUUUGAUCUCAUACCUUUUCUUCAAACCAUUGCCACGUCGAACGUUGAAGAUAUUCGCUCAGUGUUAGACUUUUAUCGGCAAGAGGAUGAUAUAAUUGAAGCUUUCAAACGAAACCAGGCUCGGCUUCGUGAAGCUGAGGAAGCCAGAUCACCACAGCAAGGUGCGAGAUCAUCAUGGACUGGAAUGUUUGGAAGAGGUUUCAGCUUUGGCCGAUCCAACAACAAAAGCCCGAGGGAAAGGGAAUUUCUGAAAAGGAACUUCAGGUAAAUCCAGAGAGCAAGUGAACGCUCCACGACUGAACAAUACAGAGUUUAUCGUACAAAUAAGCGCAGAGCAGAAUGAGUAUGUCAGCAGUGCAGAUGAAUGUCAGUUUCUUGCAGGUUUUGUCUGAAUUUUACGACGAGGACAGAUCAAUGAACAGUCGUUAUUGUAUUCAAGGAUGUGAGGAAAAACAGAUACGUGUGCAACGUUAGCUCAGCGUCGAAAUUUGAUAAGCCAUUUGUUAGAAUAUUAUGUUCCAACCGCACGAAAACCC